GGAAAUUGGGCGGAGAGAGAGAGGAUUGGGAGGGAGUGAGCUGGGAAAUCCUUUCUCCUGCUAUUCUACCCUCUUACAUCCUUCUGCUAGAGGUGUUUGACUCCAUGUUCUAUCUGCAGAGGGCUGAGUUACGCUGCUAUGAAAAGGAAAGAUGGACCAGGAAGAACUGGAUCUGAUUAAUGAUUACAGAUACAGAAACUAUGCAGCUACUAUUGACAAAGCUUUGAAGAACUUCGAAUCCUCCAGUGAAUGGGCAGAUCUCAUCUCCUCACUGGGGAAGCUGAACAAGGCACUUCAGAGCAACCUGAAAUACUCGCUCCUGCCAAAGCGUCUGAUCAUUAGUAAAAGGUUGGCUCAAUGUCUACAUCCAGCUCUUCCCAGCGGAGUCCACUUAAAGGCACUGGAAACGUACGAAGUCAUAUUCAAGAUCAUUGGAGCCAAAUGGCUUUCGAAGGACUUGUUCUUUUACAGCUCCGGGCUGUUUCCCUUGUUGGGCAAUGCAGCCAUGUCUGUGAAGCCAGCGCUUCUGGGACUAUACGAGAAGUACUACCUCCCUCUGCAAAAAUCCCUGUGUCCUAGUCUACAAGCCUUCAUCACUGGUCUCCUACCGGGGCUGGAGGAGGGCUCCGAGAUCUAUGAGAGGACGGACGUCUUUCUCCAGAAGCUGUCGCUGGUGGUGGGCCAGGAGGUGUUUUACGGGGCUCUAUGGGCAAGUGUCCUGUUCAGUCCUUCCAUUCGCCUCCCCGCCUCUCUUUUUGUUGUCAGCCACCUCACCAAGUCUGUGCACAAAAAGGAGCAGAAGUACAUGUUUGGGGCAGACCCCCAAUUUGCGGUGAAAGCAUUCUGUGCUUCAGUUCAGGAUUCCAAUGUCCUCGUACAACGCAACACUUUGGAAAUUCUCUUUUUCUUUUUCCCUCUUUCCUCGUGCCUGGAUCCAGAUGAAUGGGUCAUCCCACUGACCAGGUCAGAGAUGGUCCAUGUUCUCUCUGCUGGGCUUCACGUGAUCCUCAGGAGAGACAUGUCCCUCAACAGGCGUCUGUACGCGUGGCUCUUGGGUACCGAUAUUAAAGGUGGCUAUGUGGCUACAAACCCAGCCAUCUCCACCUCAUUGGAAGACCAGACCACUUCUUAUUUCAGCAAACAUUCCCGAGACCUGCUGGUUCGAGCAUUGAUACUGACUUUGCAACAGAUAAAUUUCAAACCUGUUCUGGAACAUGGACCUCAAGCUCACCUGAAACCCUUCCGGAUUCUGAUCAGUUUACUCGAUAAACCUGAAUUAGGCCCCGAGGUUAUUGAGGAUCUGCUUCUUGAAGUGAUUAGAGCAUUUUAUUCCAUCUGCAAUGAGAUGCUGGAUUCAGAUAUUCGCUCGAGCAAGAAUGAAAGUCUACUGAUCAGCGAAAUUAAACAGAACAAAAAUGCGUUGGAAGUGAUAAAGACGGUGAAUCUACUGAUCAGCGCUUUAAGCACGGACUACCUGUGGGAUUAUAUGACCAGACUGUUUGAAGACUGCAUCAGGGGCCGAUCUCAGCCAAAAGCCCCCAAAGUGGAGGAACGUCCAAGUGAAUGGCCCACUGUGCUAGAGCUGUGCUGUUUGAUGGUGUUCCUUUUGGAGGUCGUUCCCCUGGAACUCUGCUCCGAAAUUCAGACCCAGUUCCUCCCACAAAUGCUGCAUCACAUGGUCGACUGUUUGGUAGAGAACAUGGAGAGCCUCGGACCCACAGAACUUACCACAAGCCUGAGAACCUGCUACAAGAUACUCAGCAAGAUUCAGCUGCCCGCCCCCUUCAUGGAUGAGGAGCUGCAGGUCAACGGCGAAACCGAAAUAGAUGGUGGAAAAACGGCUGAGAUCCCCUUGAAGGAGAACAGUGAGACGGGGUCCGAGACUGAGCCCAGCCCGGAAGAGCGAACUGGGAGGAUUGGGAUCUUCCCUUCGCUCCGAUCGGAAGACAGCGGGAUUGGGCUGAGCGUGAUGGGGCAGGAGAGGUCGCACAGUCGCCCGGACCCCAGAGUCAGCGACGUCUGGAAGAGCAACGGGAGCGUUCAGGCUACCGUCCGGAACAUCCAACAGCUGUUGGCCCAUUUUACCUUGAAGCACUUCUUCGGGACCGAUUGCCAGCACCCCAGGCCGGGCGAGGACGGCGGGGGCUUGUCGGCGGGGGCGGGAGGGUUAACGGGCAGAGCCGCGGGGGACGGGAAGGACGUCAAGAAGCAGGUCACCGUGCCGCAGUUCAAGCAGAUGCUGUCGGAUUUCUUCACCGUCCGGGCGCAGACGUUCAAGCAGCAGCAACAGCUGAAGAAGAAGAUCCAAGAGCAGCAGCUUCAGCCGGUGGUGUUGUCGCCAGGCCCUGGAGAGCAGAGGAGUGGGAGAGUGGGGAAGGAGGGGGAGGAGGAGGAGGGGCACUGGGACGUGGACCGGGUGCUACAGGAGGUGGAGGAGGUGAGCGAGGAUUGCAGACUGGCCUUCGCUGCAACCUGUCAGCUCCUCUUGGAGUGCGCCAGUUUCCCCGUCUACUUGUCCUGCGAGGAGAUCGACGCCUUCUGCUCCUCCGCCUUCAGUAACGUGGGCAACGGUGAUGGCAGCUUGCCCCUGUGGCUCAAGUCCUUGAUGACUCUGUCUUGCUGCAUCAGUGAUUGUCACGUGCAGAAUGUGGCCACCUCCACUUUGCUGGAGAUCAUCACUCGGUCUCAGUCGCUGGAACUCGUCCUCGAAGACAAAGUGAGAAGGUACAAGAUCUCCGGGCACAACAACCCUUUCCUGGGCAAGCUGCAGAUGAUGACUGUCCCCCCCAUCCCUCCAGCCACACUCAAGCUCAUGGCAGAGAAAACCAACUUCUAUCAGAGGGUCUCCCACGUUCUGUGGAACCAGCUUAAUAAGGAGAGCAGAGAGCAUCACGUCACCUGUGUGGAGCUCUUCUAUAAACUACACUGCCUGGCCCCUUCUGCCAACAUUUGUGAGGACAUCAUUUGCCAGUCCUUGCUUCACAGAGAUAAGGCGACAAGGCUGGAGACUCUCUUCAGGUUCUCGGUGCUGUGGCAUUUUACCCGGGACAUUCAGGGCGACAGAACCUCCUUCUGCGCCCGCUCGUUUGACAGGUGUCUGUUUGUGGUGCUGGAUAGCCUGAACUGUUCAGACGGGGCAAUUGGUGUCGCAGCGCAGGGCUGGCUUGUCAGGGCGCUGUCUCUCAACGACGUCGCUCGAAUUCUCGAACCCGUUUUGCUGCUGCUCCUCAACCCAAAGACCCAGCGCACCACCAUCCAGUGCCUGAAAAAGAAAGUAAUUGGAGACGAUCUUCAGCUUUUACUGAACAAGAAGGCAGCCUACUCGAAAGCAUGUAGCGUGCUAUCGGAAAGUAGCUCUGAGGAGAGCGUCUUAUUCGGACACAUUUCAUCAGUGGACAGAGAGGCCCUGUGGGCUGAGGUGGAAGGAUACCCAGAGCGUUCCACCGCGAAGCGGGAGGUCCCGAUAAAGAGCUGCGUUCGCAAGCUCAGUGAACCGUCUGAGAACAUCGCUGAGGAGGAACACAGCGGCCGGACUGAAUCCCUUGAUGCCAGUUCGGGAGCCGGGUCCACAGACGUCACCUCUUCCGCCUCGCUGCCGAGCCCCGAGCCUCGCGAUUCCAUGAGCACCACCGAGGAAGACGAGCGCGGCUGCGCGGGUGAUUUGGAGGGGGAUCUGAACGGCCCCAGUUUCCCAGGCGGACCCCGGCCCCAAACCCAGCUGCCGCUGGUCCACACCGACUCGGAGAAAACCCAGACCUCGCAGUCGCUGUCCAGCGACGAGGAGGAAAUUGACCUGGAACUGCAGCUGAUCAGUCGCGAAAAGCUCCUGAAACGUCGGCGCGAGAAGCACGUCUUGGUGGAGGCCUUGUUCAAGCACGUGCUGCUGUACGGGCAGCCCUACGAUGCCAAGCGGGUGCUGUACGCUUUCUCCGUCCUAGAGGCCGUGUUGAAAGCCACCCCUAAGGAAUUCAUCGAAGCCCUGUCCAGCACCAGCAUGGACACCACCUCCAUCGUCCAGUUGAAUCUUAUCAACAACCUUUUGGCCCGGCACCAGGAGUCUCUCGACGGACAGAGCUUUUACGGUAAGCUUCCGGCACAGUCGAGCGCGUCCCACCGCUCCCUGAUGUUGGAGUUGCUCACCUACCUCUGCCUGAGUUUCCUGAGGUCCUACUACCCGUGCCAGAUGAGGCUGACGCACAAGGAUUUGCUGGGGAACCGGGAAGUCCAGGUGAAUAGCGUGGAGGUCCUGAUCCGGGUGAUGACCCAACUGGUGGCCGUUGCCAAACCCCGGGACUGCAAGAAUAUCGAGUUCAUUGGCGACUUGCUGUCCAAGUGCAAAGUCCAGGAGUACGUGCUGCUCGCCCUCUCUGCCUCCAUGUACAUCAGCGAGAAGAGUUACAGGCUCAGCCUGGCCGACAGGCACGAGGAGUUCAUCGAGGAGGGCCUGUCGGAGGAGAGCCUGGUUAACUUCGGGGAAGACCAGAUUUGGAGCGAGCACCCUCUCCAGAUCGAGCUGCUGAAGCUGCUGCAAGUCCUCAUCGUGUUGGAGCACCAUCUGGGCCAGGUUCCCGUCGUCGAUCUGGGUACCUCCUCCGAACUCUCCAAAGAGUGGCAACGGGUCAUCAACUUCCAGCAGUCCAUCACCGAUGAUUACGUGCAGUCUCAACCCAUCAUCUCCCAGGGAAUGUUCGUCUCGGCUGUGGUUAGGGCUUUGCAGCCUCAAUAUGGUUACAGUAUUCACCCCCCUUGGGUGAGCAUGGUUACAGCCUCCCUGCCUUACCUGGAAAAAUCCCUCGGACUAGUUGUGGCACCAUUCGUGGCGCAGAUCUGCAGGAACCUGGACAGCCUUGUUCAACAGUACGAGCGAGAGAGUGAAAAGCGCACAAUCAGCGCAACCACUAAAAAGGAAAACAUCCCUCCAGAUUAUCCACUGACCCUUUUGGAAGGCCUCACUGCAAUUUCUCACUUCUGCCUUUUGGAUAGUUCAACGCAAGCGAAAAAGUCUGCAGCUCCGGGUGAUUCCACAAGCCUGAAGAACGCUAGGAACGCAAUCCUGGAGGAACUGUCUUUGAUUAUCAACUGCAUGUCCGUCCUCUGGGGUGUGAUCCGCAGCGAGGAAUCGCAGAGAAAGCCAGUGAAUCUCCUCGGUGUGGCCAAGGGCUCCUACUCUGUCUACUUCAAAUCCACUAAAACUUUCAGGCAGAAAAUCUUGGACCUGCUGAAUCCAUUUGCCGCACAGAUGGGAGUCCACUUGAUGGCAGCCGUGGCAGCCGUGUGGAACAAGAAGAAAGGCAGCAAGCGGCAGAGCAAAACCAAGGGAAAGAUCUUGCCGGUGGCGAGCGAAGCACAGCUGACGCUGGUAGAUUUAGUCCAAGGGCUGGACACGCUCAAGACCGACCGCAUAUUGCAACUCAUCAAAGAGGUUGUGAAAAAGCCACAGCAGACCAAAGGAGAGGAGAAGCCAGCUUUAGUGGAUAUCCCGAUGCUGCAGUUCAGCUUCGCUUUACUACAGAGGCUUCCCACAAGCAACCUGCAAGAGGUUUUGCCUUCCAUGUUGAGUCUCUUGAAGGAAUCCGUUCAGCUGAAUUUGGCUCCGCCAGGACACUUCCUGCUCAUGGGCAUCCUGAAUGAUUUCAUGUUAAGAAUUCCCAAUUUGGAAAACAAGAGAGAGCAGAAAGAUCUGCAGGAGGUAUCCCAGAAAAUAAUCGAAGCUGUGGGGAAUGUUGUUGGAUCGUCCCUGGAGCAGACCAGCUGGUUAAGCAGAAGCCUGGAGGUGAAGGCUGGGCCACAGGUUUACCCUGACGAGACUAAUCCUGACUUGGAUGAACAAAGCUCGUUCUCACUCCCCACUGCAGUGGUGUCCACAGCCGUUGCCUCUCCAUACAGCGUGCAAGCUCUGACCCUACUUGCUGAGGUGCUCGCCCCUCUCCUCGACAUGGUUUACCGCAGUGAUGAGAAGGAUAAGGCUGUGCCUCUCAUCUCACGCCUACUGUACUAUGUCUUUCCAUACCUGCGGAAUCACAGUGCCUACAAUGUGCCCAGUUUUCGAGCCAGUGCUCAGUUGCUGAGCAGUCUGAGUGGCUAUGCCUACACAAAGAGAGCCUGGAAGAAGGAAGCCUACGAGCUCUUCAUGGACCCACUCUUCUUCCAGAUGGACGCAUCGUGUAUCAGUCAUUGGAAAUCUAUUAUUGACCAUCUUCUGACCCAUGAAAAAACCAUGUUCAAAGACUUGAUGAGCACCCAGAGCAGUUCUCUUAAACUCUUUGCAAAUUAUGAGCAAAAAGCAAUGCUGGUGAAGAGACAGGCCUUUGCCAUCUUCAGUGGAGAGCUGGACCAGUAUCACUCGUAUCUGCCCCUUAUACAAGAACGCAUGACCGAAACUCUUCGCGUGGGAAUGUCAGCCGUUGUUACCUCCCAGAUGUUCCUCACCUUCAGGGUGUUAAUGAUGAGAAUUUCUCCUCAACAUCUGACCUCACUGUGGCCCAUUAUGGUAACCGAACUGGUUCAAGUUUUCAUGCAGUUGGAAGAGGAUUUGCUUGAGAUUGAAAAAUCAAAGAAUUGCAAUAAAGGAGGACCAAGAUCUCCAGCCAGCAAUGGAAAUGACCCACUGCUAUUGGACCUGGACCAGAGCCAUAUUGACAUGUAUUUAUCGGCUUGUAAAUUUCUCGAUACAGCACUCUCGUUUCCCCCAGAACAUAUGCCUUUAUUUCAAAUGUACCGAUGGGCUUUUGUUCCUGAGGUGAGCGUUAACAUCCACAGUCCCAAUCUGGAUGUCGUUGACUCAUUUGAGGAAUACAAACCUCAAAUUGGCCGAAUUGUGGAUAUUCUGGAUCAAAAAUACAGGGAAAUGAAUGAUCUGGAUGUAACGAUGUCUGGGCUUGAACAGGAAUUUCCUCUCCUGACUGUGCGAUCCGUGUCAAGCAUCCACACACUCACACCGUUUUUCAGGACACUCAACUGCAUUUUCAAGGUUCAACCAGGCAGAUCCCAGGGAGGGCAGAGCCUAUUGGGGGCUAGGGGAUCGAUACCCUUACAGAGUCUAUUUGGACAAGCCCCCAACAGCAGCGAGGUGCUGCAAAGGAUUGAAGAAAAUAUCGCAUGUGACUUUCUGGAGGUGAUGAUGGAGCACUGAUGUCCAAGUUUCUAUCCUGUGAAAUGCUUUGAGACGUCUCGAAGACGUGAUAAGGCGCUAUUACCAAAUGCAAGGAAUAUUAUUAUUAUUGUUAUCUCACUCGUGUUGGUAGGACUGCGGGCUGCACGAAGUGAACGAAGACUGAGGUUUUGUACUGCAGGUGGGCGUCGGGAAUAUCUGCAAUAUGGUUAUCACGUUGACUUGCUUGCCUCUGGCAUUCGGAAGAGAUUUGCAACACCUUUCGGAGAGCGAGGGGAAAGGAAAGGCUGCUCGCAGAAGAACGUAACAAGUCCUUUCUUCUCCAGACUUUCUAUUUUACUCAUUGAGUGGUUUCAUUGCGGUGAAGGGCAAAACGUAAGUUCAAUUAGCUAGGGAUCAACUGGUGUGGGAUCAGGUAGGUAUCAAAUAAUUCAACACUCACUUGGACGGGCCUUCUUUUGGUGCCUUCAAGAGUAUAUAACACGAUUGGAAAAAUAGCACUCGUGUCUCCCAGCAGAUAACAGUAGAAUUCUAUCUUUGGGGACCCCUCUAUCUGUUUUAUUAUUGAUCCAAUAUUGAUAAUUUGCAGUAUUAUUAAUAAGCGUGAGUACUAAUCAACAGGCUAGUAUUAACGAAUGAUGCCAUUUAGGAACCUGACUUCACUGUGUGUGUGUGCGUAUGUGAGUGUAUAUAAUAUAAAUAUCUAUAUUUUCAAACUGCAUUUUCUUUUCUUUUCCAUCAAUAUUAAAAGUCUCAUUUCUCUCCUCCAAGUGAAAAAUUGUAAUGCUGGGAAAGAACUUGUGAGAAAUGCCAAUGUUGAUCUGAAGAGGGGAGUACUGUUAUUACUUUAAUUUGGUCUUUGUUUACAGCUACAUUUGCAAUCGAAAGUAUUGGAAACCGAUCUUAAUACUGUUCUGUGAAUGUAUUCACCAUCACUAAAUGUUUACUAACAAAUAAAAUUCAAAACUUAAGCAA
Molecule: messenger RNA, 8086 nt
Organism: Callorhinchus milii (elephant shark)
Lineage: Eukaryota; Metazoa; Chordata; Chondrichthyes; Chimaeriformes; Callorhinchidae
Gene: dop1b
Product: DOP1 leucine zipper like protein B
Biological process (GO): Golgi to endosome transport
Cellular component (GO): trans-Golgi network; endosome
Source: RefSeq, a predicted model, not a curated record